Lecanosticta acicola is the source of this 1461-nucleotide messenger RNA. Lineage: Eukaryota; Fungi; Ascomycota; Dothideomycetes; Mycosphaerellales; Mycosphaerellaceae. The record is from the annotation of a GenBank genome assembly.
AUGUUUUCAAAUCGGCACCAGAUGCUCGCGCAGGCUGUAAGUCAUAUCUCCCGUCCGCUACUCACAUUCUCUACUGACCAACUUCAGCCGAUCGAGCGCCGCGUCUUGGACGCCCAGACAUACUGGAUUCCUCAAUUUCUCAUCGCCGUAACUCCAGAACUCCAACCCGAGCAUCUGAAACCCAAAGGCACACAGGCCUGGCUCAAUAGGAUAACAAACGACAUCCGCACACUCGAGACAUUCCGUAGCGCCAUGACUCAGCUCAACCUGCGCUCGUCCGACUUUCCGGCGGAUGUAAAGGACGAAGGCGGUCGGGUCGUCGAAUUUUUGAAUCCUUUCUCGCUAGUGGACCUGCAGCGGGACAUCCUAUGGCAUCAGCUACGGAUCCUGGAGGGCGUACGGCGAGAAACGACAGCAUUAUCCGAGGCCGAGUCGCAUGCCUUGGAUGAGGUCUUGCAGCUGAGAGAUACUUACGUUGAGAAUGUGCAGCGCGAAGAGACGAAUAGACAGCAAUGGGCGCAAGGGUUGGAGGCUCACAAAGCUUGCGAUACUGGAGCGCAGAGAACAGAGAGAGUCGGACAGUGGGUGCGUGGAGUCGAUCCGGCGUUAUUUUCGCCGUCGUCUCGGUCGUAUGGACAGGACACACCAACACCUGCUCCUCGCGUUCCCGGUAGAAGCGGCAUGCCAACUUCGGGCAACGCUCACUCUCCCGCCCUGAACCUGCCACCAGCAGGACUCUCCCCGUAUCCUGCGCCGAACGCGCCAGAGCCCGGUCCUGGACCCAUGUUUUGGCCUAAUCCGAUGGGCCUUGACGCAUUCAAACCGUCCGCGACAAACGGUCUUGCGUAUCCGUAUCCGUAUCCAAUGACCCAAGGCAGAGCAUUUGGGAACGCGGUCUAUCCAGGUCAGAUCCAUCCACUCCCUGCUUACACGUCCAUGGAAAGGCCUACGUAUCCGGCUCCAAAUCACUUGGGAGGCAACAUGGGUGGUAUGCUUCCUCCGGACACAGUUCAGCAUUCAGUUCGCCAGUCCUUCGAAGCCAGAACACUUACAUACCCGGCGCCCGAUGUUUAUCCAAAUGGCACUGGGCAUACGCGCGACGGCAUGUCUGCAGCUACGCCUAGGUUCAAUCCACCGAUGGCAAACACGUUGCAGUCGAUGAAUGGAUUUGUGGUUCCGAGAAUGGGAGGUCCUGUACAACCUGCCCAUUUCUACAACCCCGGCACACUCGUCAGAGGCAUGGUCUUACGCAUGGCGCAAAUGCAGAAUUCUGCAUAUCACGCUCAACGCUCCAUGCCGGGACGCUAUCCUCCAGCCGUUCCUACGGCGGGUGCGUACGAACACGGUAGACCGCUGUAUGGCCACCUGACGCAGUCGUACACCACCGGCACGGGUGACGGUGGGUCGCAGCAGACUGCAAUCAAGGCAGAGACGCCCAUUAAGCAGGAGCCCUCGAGCUAG